AUGUCCACCUCCACUGUACGGAUCACUGGACCGUACAGACAACUACCAAAGUAUACCCGACCGAUCCUCUCAAUGUCAAUCUUGAAUGAAGAAGGUGAUCGACAUCUCUCUCAAACGGCUUAUCUGGGUGAAGAAGAAUCAAGCGUCCAUUUCAAAAGUUUACAUAUCAGUGGAGCAGCUAAGAAGGCCAAACAUGUUACCCUUGAAUUAUCUCUUCAUCCACCUUCGAAUUCGCCUAAUCAUAAUAUCCAUGGUCUUGGACCGGAUGUCAACGAACUUGCUUUACCGUUUGCUACUUUUACCUCGAAUGAGUGUAAUAUUAUUUCCAAACCUUCAAAGAAAACUGCCAAGGCUCGAAACACACAAUCUUGUAUCUUCAACGGAUCGACUAUUUGUUUAUUCAACCGAAUCAACUCACAAACCGUUCGAACCAAGUAUUUAUGUGUAGAACAAGAUCAACUAGCUGCUCGAGCAUCUCAGUGGUCUGCUUUUACGAUCAACGUGGUCAGAAGAGCCGAAGAUGCUGGUCGUGAUGGUUCACCACCACUAGCGACGAAGACGUUACUAUCAAGUAGUAUUCCAGGAGCGGAUCGUACGGUUACUUAUGGUUCUGAAGUCGAGUUGAUUGACUUUGUGACAGGUGUCUCAAGUGGUCCGUUAGUGGUCAGAAAGGUUGAGAAGAACAAGGUGCAAAAGGAUGCGACUGGACCGAUUAGUCAAAUGCAAAAACUAGCGUUUUGUAAGGUUGAUCGAAAUGAUGGUAGUGCGAUCUAUGUCAGUGCACUUGAACCUGGUCGAUUUCCUUCACCUCCCGAACUCGGAUCUCCAUUUGAGAUGAGUGGAGGUAAUGAGUCGAAUGGAAUGUCAUAUGGUCAAACUUGUCAACCUGCCCCACCACCUGCUCUUCAUGCUUUACAAUAUCAAGCUCCGAGAGCUACACUUCCACCAGAAGAGAGAGGUGGGAUGACACUUGAUGAGAUUGAUGAUUCGGUGGCUUGGACUGUGAUUGGUGUUGCUCACUUCUCUCAUACGUUUUUCGAUCUAUCACAAAUUUAUCCACAAAUCCCUCAUGAGCCGAUCACACCCUUACCGGUGAUUAUCAGUCGACCUGAAAUCGAAUUAGAGGCGAUGACAUUGACGAUGAGCUUGACUGGAUUCUUUGAUGCUGAAGCAAGACCGAUGGAGAUCUGGAUGGGACCCAUCGGACCGUUACCGGUGAAUGUGAUUGGAACGACGGGGAUCACAUUAGCAUCAGAACAUGCUACCACAGGAGGAGGAGUUAGAUUACAAAUGAAUGAUAGAUCUCGACAAGAAACAAUUUUAGUAGUGAGCUUACCAGCGAUUGAAAUGAUGUAUUGGACCUUACAUGGCAAAGAAAUGAAAGCAGGCACGAUGAUUGUUUUAGAUGAAUCGAAUAAGAUGAUUGGAGAAUUGAUUGGGAAGAGAGCAGAUUCGGUUGAAACGGCAAUUCCUACUUUACCUCUUACUGUUAUUCGACCUGAUGGAAUGAGUUCGGUGAUGGCUUAUUCGAUUUGUUUGGUGGAAAAUGAAUCGGGUCAUUCUUCACUUCAACAUCAUCAACUUUCUGGAUUCGGAUCUGAUGGUAGUCAUACUAAUGGGAAUGCAGAAGAUGAAAGAUCAUCUGUUGGACCGGUUUGUAUUUUGAAAGUCAUUUGA
Molecule: messenger RNA, 1677 nt
Organism: Melampsora larici-populina 98AG31
Lineage: Eukaryota; Fungi; Basidiomycota; Pucciniomycetes; Pucciniales; Melampsoraceae
Exons: 3
Coding region: 1-1677 (558 amino acids)
Biological process (GO): regulation of transcription by RNA polymerase II
Cellular component (GO): nucleus
Molecular function (GO): DNA-binding transcription activator activity, RNA polymerase II-specific; RNA polymerase II cis-regulatory region sequence-specific DNA binding
Source: RefSeq, a predicted model, not a curated record